Molecule: messenger RNA, 420 nt
Organism: Mus caroli (Ryukyu mouse)
Lineage: Eukaryota; Metazoa; Chordata; Mammalia; Rodentia; Muridae
Gene: Tspan16
Product: tetraspanin 16
Source: RefSeq, a predicted model, not a curated record
AUGCCGCUCACUGGCCUGCCUCUGGGGGGUCAAUGUGGAGAGGCCACACUGAUGGCGGUCCUAGGGAUGUCCUCGGUCUACCUCUUUCACUUUGGUUACCUGAGCCUGGGAACAGGGUUGGAGAUGGCCUCAGAGCACACAUUGCUGACCCUGAGGAGGAAUCACUGGGAUUGCAGUGAGCCUGGUGACUACUCACAGUGGAACAUUGCCACAGAGAGGCUCAAGUGCUGUGGGCCGAAUACUAACUACACAGAGUUCUCUGGCUCUUCCUUUCAUGUCACAACAGGUCACACCUAUCCCAGGACCUGUUGUAAAUCCAUAGACACUGCCAACUGUGAUGGGCAUGUUGUGUCCUCAGAUGUCAUUCACCAGGAGGUUUUAUUAAGUGUCAUGUUAGAGACCCUAGGAUCUCAUGGCUGA